Oncorhynchus keta (chum salmon) is the source of this 2663-nucleotide messenger RNA. RefSeq names its product popeye domain-containing 2-like. The record is from RefSeq and is a predicted model, not a curated record. NCBI's taxonomy places the organism in Eukaryota, Metazoa, Chordata, Actinopteri, Salmoniformes, Salmonidae. The transcript is spliced from 4 exons. Gene Ontology annotation, molecular function: cAMP binding. Gene Ontology annotation, cellular component: sarcolemma. The coding region runs from base 567 to 1733 and encodes 388 amino acids.
CUCACUCCUCCCUCUCUCCAGCAGUGUUAUGUUAAGUAGCUGGUCUGCUUUCUGUCUGUGGCUGUACUCCUUGGGUUUCAAUUCCAAACAUGGUUAUCUUUCUAGGGGUCUCUCUCUCUCUCUCUCUCUCUCUCUCUCUGCUGCCAACUGUGAGCACUCCAGAGCAAACAAAUGGGUGAGGAGAAAUAGAAAAUCUAUAGUCAGACAAAUCAUUGAAGGGACGAGAGGGAGGGAGAGACGCACAAUGUGAGAAAUCCAUUCCAAUUGUGUUUACGGUGUAAUAACUGAAUAAAGACACAUCGUGUACUCCAGCCAGUAAGGGAAAAGGGAACAAUCUUUUUCAACGUUUUCUCAGCUUUGACUGAACUUUUGAGAAAUAGACCAACUCCAGUGACAAUUGUUCAGUUUCACUGAUAAAGCAACCAAAAACUUCAAGAUUUAGUGGAGGACAACCUUUUUCUACCAGCUUUGACCUCUGGUGUCUUUUGUCAACUUUGGAAUAUAACACAUUUUUAAAACUUAUUGAACAACUAGAUGUUUGGUUUGGAAUAACAGCCUCCCUUACCAUGUGUGCAGACAACUCCACCCUGUUGGAGGCGGUUUUCUACGGCCAUCCACCAUGCGAUGGCUGGACCAACAACACUGAGGGGGCCUUCUACCACCUGGGCAACACCGUCUUGUUCCUUGGGUACAUGGGAGGCAGCGGCGCCUAUGGCUGCCUUUUCAUAUUUGGUUUCCUGACGAUUGCCUUCACCUGCCUGGCCUUGUGGGGCUGGAUGACCAUGUGUGGGGUGGAUGUGUUCACCUGGAACUUGCUACUGCUGGUGGCCUGUGUGCUCCAGAUCUGCCACCUCGUAUACAGGCUGCAACAGGAUGGCCUGGCCAGCGAGGAGCUGUUGGCCCUCUACUCAGCCGUCUACCAGCCCCUGGAUGUUCCCGUACAGGUGUUCAAAGAUAUUGUGGGGGCCUGUGAGAACAAAGUGCUAGCACUAGGGGUAGAGGAGACGUAUGCGGUAGAGGGCAAGACGCCCAUCGACCAGCUCUCCUUUCUGCUGUCUGGGAGGAUCCGUGUGUCUCUGGAUGGACAAUUCCUCCAUUACAUCUUCCCCCACAAGUUCCUGGACUCUCCUGAGUGGGAGUCUCUCCGACCCAACGAAGAGGGGAACUUUCAGGUGACCCUGACAGCGGAGACGGACUGCCGCUACAUCUCAUGGCGUCGGUGCCGCCUUUACAUGCUUCUGUCCAAGGAGCGCUACAUUGCCCGCCUCUUCUCCAUCAUGCUGGGCAGCGACAUCGCCGACAAGCUCUACUCACUCAACGACAAGCUCUUCGCGAAGAGCGGCGUGCGCCUCGACAUCCGAUUGCCCAGCCUCUACCACGUCCUGGCCCCCUCCUCCCUGGGCAGCGAGGGGGAGGUCUAUAGCGGCAGUGGUAGUGGGAGUGCCAGGGACCAGGUAGCCCCAGUGGAACAGCAGGAAGCAGCAGUGGUAGAUGUGGACCCGGUUCCAGCCUACCAGAGGUCAGAGCCUCCAACACCCCCAACCCCCCGGCUGCAGAUCCGAGAGAAGACCCCCACCCCAUCUCGGCCAACCCCCCGCCAACCAUCCCAGCGCCAGCCCUCAGACAUGGAGAUGCCAUCUGGUGAGGACUCUACCAGCCUGGUCCUAGAAGACUUUGCGGAUAUGACCGGGUCCUUAAUGGAUUAUGGGAGUGAGAGGGAUUAUUUGAGGUAGAUAGCAGGUUGCUGGAGCUAACACACUGGGCCACUACUUAAGAUACAUUUGAUUCCACAGGAGAGGAAACCACUGGGAGUCUACCAUUGCGAUACCAGAGAGGGAGAGCUCCCUUAGCCCCUACCGGACACCUCUAUGCUGUGAUGGUUUCAACCAGAUUGGAAACAGUGGACACGUUCCAGGAAAUCUUUUUACAGUCAGGCUAUGCAGAUUAUCAGAUGUCCCAACUCCUGGCAAAGUGUUUAACAUCUCAGGAACCACAUUAAUAUCAUUUAGCAUUCUUCUGAGAUGAGCAGUGCGACUGCAAAAAAUAUGACUUGGAACACAACCAUCACUGCCCUGGGUGGAAUCAGACCUCCCCAACACCAAAUCCCACUAUCUCACCUUACCUCACUUCCUCUGGUGUCAUCUGUGCGUGACAAUAUAGGAAAGAGUGAAACCCUGGACACUGGAAAGAAUUAUGUUAUAAAUCUGAAUAUAUUAGUUAAGGUCACAUACCUCUUUUUAUUAUUUCACUCACAUGUCUCCCAUUCAUCUGGAUGGAAAGCCUUUUGAUGUGGAUAUUGUGUUAGAUAGGUUUAUGAUUCAACAUUAAAGCAAUCAUGUGUAUUUUAUUUUUUAACAACCGAGGUUGGGUUGGCUAGCUAGGGGCACGUUAAUCGUGUUUGUUUGUGCAGACAUAAUCUGAGAGAAUAAAGUUUGACAGACAGCAUGCUAGAAAGGGAUUUAUCUUCAUACUCACAUUUUCCAAAACACAAUUCCAAAUUGAACAGGCAUUUGUUUAUGUGAAUGUGAGAUGUCUCACACAUUGUACAUUUAUUUAGUCAUUAACAUAGAACAAGAGUGUUAUGUUUUUGUAAAUAAAAAUGGGACUACAUAUACAUAUAUUUUCAUGGGGCCAAUGUUUCUUGAUAAAGCUCUUGGUGAAAA